AGUACUCCUGCCAGCUGAUGUGGCAGUACUCUGGUGUCCUACAGUCCCUGAAGGCAGCAGCAGCACCACCACCCGCAGUUCACGCUCGGUUUCCGCACUGAGACCAGAGGACUCAGGAGACACAGGAGGGACAGCACGGACAGCAGAGACACCUGAGACACCCGGAGCACACACUUCUUCCACACAGAGGCAACUUUGUGAAUCUUCACACAAGACAGCACCCACAAACGCACACAGGCGGAGCCAUGGUGGAAUACUACCAGAUGUUGGGGGUCCAGAGAAAUGCAACGCAAGAUGACAUCAAAAAAGCUUACAGAAAAUUGGCAUUGAAGUGGCAUCCAGACAAAAACCCAGACAACAAGGAGGAAGCAGAGAAAAAAUUCAAAGAGCUGUCAGAGGCGUAUGAAGUGCUCUCAGAUGAAAGUAAGAGGAAUAUUUAUGACAGAUACGGCAAAGAAGGCCUUUCAGGAGGAGGAGGCGGAGGAGGAGGACAUUACGAUCACUAUGGCGGUGGCGGCUUCACAUUCCGUAAUCCUGAAGACGUUUUCAGGGAAUUCUUUGGUGGCAGAGAUCCAUUUGGAGAUUUGUUUGCCGAUGACCCUUUUGAUGAUUUCUUCGGAGGCAGUCGCAGUCGCCAGAGGGGCACAAGUCGGAACAGGAUGGGAGGCCCGCUCUAUGGUUUUGGGGGCUUCCCAGCUUUCGGGCAUGGCUUCUCAGGGUUUGAUUCAGGUUUUAGCUCGUUUGGAGACAUGGGUGGAGGAGGCAUCACCUCUUUCUCUUCUUCAUCUUUUGGUGGCGGCGGAGGUGGAGGCGGUGGAGUAGGGAUGAUGGGUAAUUUCAGAUCAGUGUCGACCUCCACCAAGUUCAUCAACGGCAGAAAAAUUACAACAAAACGGAUUGUGGAGAACGGCCAAGAGCGAGUGGAGGUGGAGGAAGAUGGUCAGUUAAAAUCUCUUACAGUUAAUGAUAUCGCCGCCGAAGAGCCCUUGGAGGAAGAGUGUCGUCGCCGCAGACAGAACACACUUCCUGGCCUCAGCUUGCACCCACGCUACCUGCGGAAUUCAACCCAAACUCCUGCAGAAGAAGAGGAGGACCACGGCCUGCAGUGCCUAACGAGAGGACACAUGGACUCCAAGAGGAAGAAACUGUGGCUAAAGGAGGAGUCCAAAAAGAAAAGAGCUCCUCGACUCUUCCCACGGUUCGGUGGACUCGGUGCCUUUUUUUAAACACACACACACACACACACACACACACACACACACUUGUUGACAGAAGCAUCAUCUAUCACACGCAGCAUUAUUUCAUCUAUGCUACGUAUCAGAGGCCCAACAUCCCCACUGUGCCGUAUCUUCUCUUGUCCAUCAGCUGCAGUGCAGAUUAUAACCACUGUCUACUUUCAUCAGCUGAGCGCCAGCCUGCAGAGACCUCACGUCAGUGUUUUGUUUUGUCCAAGGUGCUUUUUUCUUUUCUUUUUUUUUUAGUAGUUAAGCUUUUGCAAUUUGCUGUAUUUAUUGUGGGGGGCGGGGCGGGGUGGGGUGGGGGGCUGUGGAUGUACAGUGAGCGUUCAGAACCCUAAUUAAUCGGCAUGUUUUUGAAAGCGCGUGUUUGCAUUUGAACGGGUUCUGGUGGAAGGAGAAUUACAGUAGUGGCCUUGUUUGUGAUUAGCGUGAGAAUUACUGCACUAAUACUGUAAAGCAUGUGAGAAUAAAUGAAGGUCAGUGAAUCCUUUUUCCAAUAGAGAGGAGGAGGGAGAGGGGAUAGAACACAAUGAAAGCACUUAAGAGUUGAAUUUUUUUUUAUAGAAAGAGAUGAACAUAUUCAGCACUCUCCUCCAUCAUAUAUGAAAACUGAACGUCAACACUCUGGCAGUAAUAUUAUCCAUGAUUUACCACGACUCCAACAGGGUGGGAAACAGCUUUUAACUCCUCUGAAAAAUAUUGUUUCCUGGAAUCAGUAACGUGUUUCAUAAAAGUUUCCAUAAACAAACAUGAUAGUUUCCCUCGUCUGCCUUGUCCUUGACAGUCGUCAUGAUCAGUGAGUGGAAAUGUGGAAAUGUCAAAGAAAUGUUCAUUUUUUUAUGGACUCCUACAAAUAAACGCGUAAA
Molecule: messenger RNA, 2104 nt
Organism: Paralichthys olivaceus (Japanese flounder)
Lineage: Eukaryota; Metazoa; Chordata; Actinopteri; Pleuronectiformes; Paralichthyidae
Gene: dnajb6b
Product: DnaJ heat shock protein family (Hsp40) member B6b
Molecular function (GO): Hsp70 protein binding
Source: RefSeq, a predicted model, not a curated record